GUAAAAAGAACCGAUCGCAACCAACUGUGGACCGCGCCAGCAAAAGCGGCUUUUAUUUUUGCCACAGGAGCAAAUAGCGAGCGUGGAGCGCAGGGAAUCAGCCAGCAGCCCGAGAUGAACGGGAGCGUCUCCCCAGCACGCUCCUGACUCGGAAAAAGCAAAUACCACCCAAGGACAAAGUGGUCCCAUGGAGGUGACCGAGGGAAAGGCUGGGAAGCUCCUGAUUUCACACCGGCGUGGGGAAGGGUCCGCAGGGUCGAGCCGGAGAAAGAGCCACACGCCUGCUUCCGCGCAGCCCCAGCGUUUCGGAAAGUAAAUGUUGCCCAGGCAGGCGAGGGGCUGCCCGUCCGUGGGCUCAGCACAACAGCGGGAUCGCCCCAGCCCCGCUUUCCUGCCCGACUCCUGCAGUUUUCCCUCCGAGGAGCAGGUGAGAGGGAGGAAUUUUGCCAAGUGACAGCGAAGGGACCGAGCCUGCGCCAAGCAUCCUGCCCUCGCGGGGAUGGCCACCAUGCCCCGGAGGAGCCCAGGCAGUGCGGAUGGGAAGGGGGGUUUUCAUCAAGGUGGGGAUAAGAAGGAGCUUCGUGGCAUAAAGUUUGGAGAGAGAAAGCUCAGCUUUCUCGGGCUGACUUUCUUCAGAGGGUCCUCACACCCGCUUCCUUCUGGCUGCUCGUUUCUGAAUAAUUACUGAACACUGGUGCUUCGCCUCUAUUUAAAAAACACAAAGUAAUUAAAACUGCCUGGGAACUGCGAGAGCAAUGAGAAAUAUUUGGAGACAUCAAGAGACAAGAUAUAUGGAAGCCUCCUGCUCAUAGAGAGGCUGUUUUCCCAAAGGUGGAAACUACAGAAGUAUGUAGAUGAGAGGGAAAAUCUCCCUGUCAGAUCCCAUUGAAAUCUCCAUUUUGGGCUCUGCUGCUCCACUGCUGCUAAGAUUGCGUCAACGGGCUCCGGAGGGAGCCUGCAGCCGGCGCUCUUCCGAUGGGAGCGUAGGAUUUACAACAUGGGGCCCAAGAGAGACAAGGAGCACGGCAAUGGGGAAGGAAAGCAGAAGGUACCAGCACCCCUCCCACCUUCAGAGCUGGUCCUUCCAUCGUCCCACUGCAGCGAGCAAAGCCAACACUGGGCAACCCUCUAAAAUGUUUAUUUGGACCAGUGGCCGGAGCUCUACAUCUUACAGACACGAUGAGAAAAGAAAUAUUUACCAAAAAAUCAGGGAUCACGACCUCCUGGACAAAAGGAAAACAGUCACAGCCCUAAAAGCUGGAGAAGACCGGGCCAUACUCCUCGGGCUGGCCAUGAUGGUGUGCUCUAUCAUGAUGUACUUCCUCCUGGGAAUCACCCUGCUGCGGUCUUACAUGCAAAGUGUCUGGACGGAAGAGGCUCAGUGCUCGCUCCUCAAUGCAUCCAUCACAGAAACCUUCAACUGCUCAUUUAGCUGCGGUCCAGACUGCUGGAAAAUCUCUCAGUACCCCUGCCUCCAGGUGUACGUUAAUCUCACCUCUUCUGGCCAGAAGCUUCUCCUCUACCACACCGAGGAAACAAUGAAAAUUAAUUCUGAGUGUUCAUACAUCCCCAAGUGCGGCAAGAAUUACGAGGAAUCCAUGUCGCUGGUGAGCGUCGUGAUGGAAAACUUCAGGAAGUACCAACGCUUCUCCUGCUUCUAUGACCCCGAAGGUGUUCAGAAGAACGUGAUAUUAACCAAACUGUACAGCUCCAACGUGCUGUUCCACUCCCUCUUCUGGCCCACCUGCAUGAUGAUCGGCGGGGUCGCCAUCGUCGCGAUGGUAAAGCUGACUCAGUACCUUUCCCUCCUCUGCGAGAGAAUCCAAAGGAUCAACAGAUAAAAACGAAAACUUCUCUGAGAUCAAAUUUCAGCUAAAAUACUGUUUUCUCAUUCUUCACCAAAGAACCUUAAGUUUGUAAUGUGCGAGUCUGUUAUAAGUUCCUUACUAUAUUCUUAUAAGUAGAGCAAUAAUGCAAAAGCUGUUCUAUAUGCAAACAUGAUGUUAUUAUUAUGCAGACAACUGAGAAGAAUAACAUUUUGUGUUGACCGUCUAUAUGAUCUUGUUUUAUGCUGAGACUAGUACUUCUUUCUUUUCUACAGCCAAAAUAGGGCUCAGUGUGACCAUUUGCCAAGCUUAAUCAAUUGACCUUUUCAAUGUAAAGGAUUCUGGGGAAAAUUCACCCCCGGGCCAAGGGCAGCCAACCACUUGCGCAUCACUGAGGUCUCGCGUCUGGCCUGGUCCAUUCAAGGGAUUUGUGGCUUUGCUUUUUUUACUAUUGGCUGCACGGGGAAAAAAAGCAUUGACAGAGGGUUGUUUGUGGUAAGGUGGCACAAAAGGGGUGUCUUUUGAGGCCAGGGUGAGCAUACAGUAUUCUCAGCCUAAGAAGGACUUGGUGAUGCCUUGUGUUUGCUCCCCUGGUUCAGAAGUGAAUUCUACCCUAUGGUGUUUAAAGUCUUUUGAAAAACACUUUGGAGUUUUGUUUUAUUUAGUGCUAUAAUUUCCUUCUGUCUUAUCGACAUCAUCUUUGUCACUUGGGGAAGCUGUAGCCAAAAACCAAAAACCACCUAGUUCCAUUUUCUAUUCUAGUCUGAGCCCUGUUGGUGGAGAUGGGACCAGAACACCUUAUGUAAAGGUUUAUUACUCAUUUGUCUUGUAUUUGCUACCAUAUCACUGUAAAGAAAAAAAUAACACAAUCAGCUAUUUUUUCAUUUUUUACUUCCAACUAUUUUAGAUUUUUUUACUUGAUAUAUAUACAGAUAUAUAUAAAAAGAAAAAGCUAUAUUAUAUCUAGUUGUGUAUUGGAACUUGAUUAUGGGGGUUUUUUUUCUUUGUUUUUACCAACUGGAAAGUGAACAGUAUAACUCAUGUAUUUAUAACCUUCAUCCUUGGAUAAUAUCCUAACACGGAGGAGCAGCACUGCAGGAUCUUAUCCAAUAUUCAUGAUGUUGUUUCAGUCAAAAGGUCUCUGUUGCUGUGACAUCGGAAUUGACAAAAAGCUCAUCUAAUUCUACGGCUCUAUUAACCGAAUUGUUAGGUAAUCAUCAUAAUUCGUCUGGAAAUCUCUCCUGACCUUAACUCGCUAUGCAGUGCCGGCUGACUUGAAUUAUGAUUUAAAAGGCCCAGGUGCCAUGAUUUAUUGGAAAAACUGAGCUUAUGACUAAGAUGUUGUCCUAUCCGUCAAAUAUUUACCGCGGGGAUCUCGCCAGUGUAAUUCCAUGCACAUGACAGUCACGAUUUCUGCAUAAUUUAUCUUUAUUCCCCCGUAGAAAGCAUCCCUUCUUCUGUCAUGUUUUGAAGACACCCCUCGCAGUUUCUCCCUUAGCACUCCGCCUGAAGGACAAGCGCGAGGCAGCUCCUGUGGGCACCCUGUGAACUCACUAUCCAACAGCUCAAAGAAACCAUUUACAGGCCUCUUCAAACCAAGAAACUAACUUUUUCUCCCCUUAAAAAGACUGCAAAGCAAAUAUUCUGCCUAGUUCAUCUAUAUAUGAGUACCUUUCUGCAACGUAGCAUUAAAAAUUUCAGGAUGUUACAAAACUUUACAAGUCAUGCAAGUGUAACGUGAGCUGUUAAAAAAAAAAAAAAAAAAAAGAGUUCUCAGCAGUGAAAAUGAACCUGCAAUCUUGUAAUCAGUCGUAUAAUUUUCCUUCGGUAAAUAAAUUCCUGGAGGGCGGGGGUAUAAUCAGGGCUUCAAUAAUAUGUAAUAAAAAUAUUAAAUUAAAUCUUCCAGAUUUCAAUAUCUUCUGCCUUCAGAUCUGGCUUGAUUCAUCAAACUUUUCUUUGUAGCUUCUGUUACGAAGAAACAAGGAUGCAACGGGGAAUUCAUAAGGGUUUAUUUGCAGACAUGUCGUUCUGAUCAAUCCGUGGGGGUCACAGAAACCAUCAUCAGUGGAUCCGGGCACCUUCGGCGUCCGCGGGACUGGAGUCGGUGGGACUUUGGCAUCAGUGGGACUGGUGGUGACAGCAACCUCUAUUCGACCACCCGUCCGCCAGCAGAAAGCGUGACACCCAGGAUGGUGCCAGCCUGGAUGGGGGGACAGAGAUGGGGGACGCCAGCCCCGCUGCACGGGUACCACCCUGCAGGCACAUGGGGAUUCCUCACCUGGUGCCUGUGAAUCGAGGGGCUCCAGGCACUCAUCGUUGUCACGAAACCUUAUUCUGCAGGUUUUGCCACGAAGGGAGGUAUCUAGCUGAGGCCCCCAGAGCCGCACAGCCACAGAGGCAUCUUCACCCAUUUCCAGACAGCCCAGGUGGCUCCCAGGGGCCAUCUUCAUCCUUACCAAAGUUGGUUUUCAUUCCAGCGGAGAGCUUUGAUCCAUGGCCAGUGUUGCCGUCCUCAUGGACGCCCUUCAUCCACCUCCCCGCCAUCAGCUCAGUCACUGAUGCCGAAGGAAGGACCAUGCUGCCGACAGCGAUUCACAAAUCAGAAACGGCGCAUGGCAUCACUAGCCAAGAGUCGCGGUGGCUUUUCCACACCGCUCCUGACACUGGGGUUGGCCAUGUACACAGCAAUUCACAUGGCCUGUGAUAAAGUCACUCUUUGGUUGUGCAUGUGACAUUUUCAGCGCCUGUAUUUGCGCGUUUUCGUGCUGGUGACGGGAAAGCUCAUUGUUCCUGACAUUUACACAUCAAACGCUGCUUUCAACAUGUUGCGCCAUAAACAUUUCACCGGCGCUCCGGUGGGUGAAACGUCUUGAGGCUGUUGCAGUCUAUAAUCAUUUUGUUGACAUUAACGGAAAGAUCCGCGGGAUAGCAAAACAACUUGAGCAAUUGGAUGGAGCGAGGUAAAACAAUAAUUUUGAAGGGAAUUAUCCGUGUGAUCACCGGCAGGUUAACUCCCUACCAAAGUGUUAGCAUUGCAAACACGAUUUUGACGACAACUGCUGCCCCGGGGAGAGGUUGUGUUUCAGAGGGGGAUAUUACCCGGUGCUCUUUCUUUCUCUGCUUCCAUUUUAAUAGCACGUUUAUCCCCUGAUGUUCCUAUCGGCAGCUUAAAUGAACGAGAAAUACACGGUAGGGAAAAUCCAGUGAUCAGGCAAAUCCAUCAUGUUUCUGAGAAGGAUUUUCUCUUCCUACCACAACUAUUUCACCUCUUGAUGUCCCAGCUGGGCUCUCGGGACAGCAGCGAGCAGCCAGUGCUCCGAACCCCCCUGAACGGAAAAGGGCAACAUGAAAACGGCGGCACCGUGUUCGAAGGCAUUAUGAGGCUGUGAGAGGCAUCCCCGUGGGAUUUAAAACAUGCAGAGGUAUUCCAGGUGCCAAAUUCACACUGCCUUUAAAAAGUCAUUAUUUUCUUAAUUAGAUUAUUUAUGUUAGGUCUUAUUUCUAUUCUGGCACAUCUGAAUCUGAUGUGUGAACAUCCCUGCUGUAAUACUCUGAAACUUGGCACCUUGCAGCAGACUUACUAAAUGUCACCAGCUAGGACAACAGAGAGCUUAUUUUCGUUAGCUUUCCUAAUUGAGGAGACAUCACUUUAUCCCACAAGAGGUACCCAGCGUGGAAGCCUACGCAACUCCAGUGCGAGUUCGGGGUGAAAAGAGAAGGGAGAGAGGGAACUACAAGGGCCUGCACAUCUCGAGAAGAUACAAGUGCAGUGAUUUCAAACCUGAGGGACAAGAAGGGAACGGGGUCCCAAGGCAAGGCUGGGGGGGGUGCUGCUGGCUUCACAUCAUCUCCAUCCUCCUCACCAGCCACAGAAGAGUUGAACGGAUGAAGGUGCUGAGAAAGGACCUGCUGCUGCAAGCCUGGUCCAAGCGGACUUUCCUGUUUGACUAUGAAAGCCGUGACCCCACAGCAACACAACUCUAGAGGGAACGGCAAUUUCAGGGUAACAGCACCUUAAAAAUUGCUCAGCAAAUUUCCCUUCUCAUGCAGUCGUGCCCUUAUUACAAUACCCACAGCCCCUCAAGUGGAUUGGGCCAGUAUCUGCAGCACCACGACUUCCCGCGCAGACUCAGAGCCUGAGAAGGGUGGCAUCAGCUCUCCAGCAGCCGCUGCGCUGCUCCUCGUCCAUCAAAGAUUUGGGAAAAAAAACCUCACUUUUCUGCUCCACUGAACACUUGUCACUUCCCAGCCCUCCGUUUUUCAGAAGGCAGCCGGCACAGUCCGCGGCGUACCCAAACGUCUCUCAACCGUUUAUACAAACUUUGCCAAAUUGUUUCUGUUGUGCGGGAAAAAGUGAAAAGCAGGGGCAAAUAUAAAUUACUUUGUUUCAGUGUUUUGAAAACAAGAUGUUUCCAUUCUUCAGU
Messenger RNA from Chroicocephalus ridibundus (black-headed gull), 6250 nucleotides. RefSeq names its product calcium-activated potassium channel subunit beta-2. Gene Ontology annotation, molecular function: calcium-activated potassium channel activity; potassium channel regulator activity. Gene Ontology annotation, cellular component: voltage-gated potassium channel complex; membrane. The coding region runs from base 855 to 1841 and encodes 328 amino acids. Gene Ontology annotation, biological process: detection of calcium ion; potassium ion transport. The record is from RefSeq and is a predicted model, not a curated record. NCBI's taxonomy places the organism in Eukaryota, Metazoa, Chordata, Aves, Charadriiformes, Laridae. The transcript is spliced from 6 exons.